GUUCUUGUAUGCGGUGUACCUGAAGUAUAAGUAUGGCUCAAACAAAACAUUAACAACACAUUAAACGUACAUUAAAAACUCCAAGGAAACCAUCCCCCACGGACAUACAAUUUAGCUUAACAGAGCAUGAGCUGGACAGAAUUGGAAUCAUACCGAUAGCUACCGAUAAACUUUUUGCUUUCCUACCGAUAACGAGGAAAACUAUCUGGUCACUCUGCAUCCAAUUUGUAAACAUUUGAAGCCUAAUUUGUAAACACCCUACUGGUUACAAAAAUAGUACACCCGAAUUCGCAUUCGCACGAUGCGCCACUUUUGAAUCGACACUUUUGAAUGUCAACGUUUACAGCCGUGGCAGGUGGUCGACAUGUUUCGGUUUCAAGCCGGCCAAAAUAAAAACCGGUUAAAUGCACUGAGGCAGGUAGGGAUAGGCGCGUCCAUGCGGUGCUUGUGAAGCGCCUAACAACAUGAAUGCAUUCAAAUAACUAGUUCAGGCGCUUUUUUCGGGCCGUGUUGUCGUUCGAUGACCAGCACGGAAAUGGCGGCACCGAAAAUGUCAAACGUAGAAAGAUCUUUAUACGUUUCUGGGUAUCUGUUUCAAGGUUGUUUAACCGGAGCAUCGCACAAUUCCACAAACAUUAUAGCAAAAACGAAUGACCAGAAUGGCGUCAAAGACCCCAGUAGCCAGCGGCUUCAUAUCGGCCGAUCUGAUGAUCUUGUUUCGAGAUCGUACACAGAAUGCCUGUUAAAGAUAAUAUUUUAUCUUGUACAAUUCAAAUGGAGGUCUCCAUCCCAUAUGGUUAGUAAGCCCAUCAGUUCUCUUCAGUUACAAUGGAACCGUUACAAUUACUAGGCAUCGGAGCAAUAGUGCUCUGGAGCUGUGGAGCGCUAGUUUAUGGAGCAACGGAAUGUCCUAAGAAACCCUAUCGUGUCGUGUGUUACUUGGCCAGCUGGUCCAAUUAUCGAGAAGGCAGCGGAUCGUUCAACAUUUCGUACAUAGUGCCGGAUCACUGUACCCAUCUGGUGUACACGUUUGCUGGAUUAAACAUUGGCGGUGGAAUUGAUUCACUUGAUUACUAUAACGAUAUAAACGUGAACAAGGGCUAUUCGAAGGUUGUUGCCUUGAAAGAGGAGAAUCCAUGUCUGAAGGUACUGCUUGCGAUUGGUGGAUGGAACGAGGGUUCGGAAAAGUAUUCACUGAUGGCUGAACGUGAAUCUACCCGGGAAGCAUUUGCGGACCAAACGCUGCGCUUCCUAGUACACUAUGGAUUCGAUGGAUUAGACAUUGAUUGGGAGUAUCCUACAAUGCGUGGAGGAAUACCUGAAGAUCGGGAAAACUUUAUUCUGCUCGUACAAGCACUGCGAAGUAAGUUUGCGCCACGCAAAAAGCUUCUGACGGCGGCCAUUAGUGCCUCCAAGGAGAUCCUCCAGAGUGGUUACGAUCUGCCGAAGUUGUGCCAAGAGCUCGAUUUUAUCAACCUCAUGACGUACGACUAUUCCAGUGACGUUAAGGCAGCACUGGAUGCUCCACUCUAUGGUGACUCAUCAACGGGAGAAACAAUUGAUACCACGAUCACUUAUGUCAGCAAAAGUGGCUGUCCGAUGGUAAAGUUCUCACUAGGCAUCACGACCCACGCCAAAACGUACACCGUUGUGCCGAGUCGUCUGAUGGCACCAGGCAUUAAUGCGGUUGGACCUGGCGCCCCGGGACGCUAUACACGCAGUGCCGGAUCUCUAGGUUACAAUGAGGUGUGCGAAAUGCUGAAACCGAACGGUACCUCUCCGAUCCAAUGGGUUAUCAAAUCGAUGGCACAGAAUGCCGUCAAGUACGCGUACCGCGAUGAUCAGUGGUUAACGUUCGACGGUGUCGAAACGAUCGGCACGAAGGUGAAGUAUGCAAUGGACAAAAAGCUCGGUGGCAUCAUGUUUUGGACGAUCGAUACGGACGACUUUCAGGGUGAUUGUCACAACGAGGCCUAUCCGUUGCUGCAAACCGCCCUGCGGAUGCUUGGCUAUGUGAAGAAACCAUGAGUUAUGCGGUGAACUCUGCAACAAUGGUGUACAAUAAAUUACGGCUUUAUGAAUGAAGAUAAAACAAAUGUACGAAAGCUAACCCGGAUGAGCUAUUAUCGACAUCGGUUAGGUAACGUUAACGUUUACUUUCAUCCAAUGAGAAACAGUAUCGAGAGUAGUUGACUUUAAAUCCCCUCACGAAGUCGGAUGUAUUUGCUGAUUAAACAGAGUGUUACAUAUGGAGACACGCGAUGGCAGGUCGUAAUAGAUCCACUUGAACGGUGCUAUAUUUGGUUGCUUAUGUUUGGUCAACGUUUUGGAAGAGUCUUAAUACCCAGCCAUCCACAAGCAAACGAGGUAUCGAUUUUUUCUUCUUUAAACUGCUAUUUAUUCAGCGAACCCCGAAUGGGAUUUCAAGCGGGGAACGCCUAAAUCAACGCCAGGGAAUGGAUCCUCUAUUUGCAUACGAAGUUCUUGACUGGAAGGUUGAGUUUGCUUUUGGAGACCGGUUUUCCCUUAUUCUCUUCCCAUAGAGUUCCAACCAAUGGUAUAGAAAACGAUCUGAAAAUAAUCUCGAUAGGGAUUUUGCUUUCGAUGCCCUAAAAAGACAGAGUUAAUUUUAAUCGGAGCUAUAAAAGUAUUGCUUCUAAUUAUGGUAAAAGAUUUAAAUUUAUAACUUUAAUGUUCAGGCAAAACCUCAAAACUUAAAAGUUAAGAUCCUGCUCGCUCUGACUCCAUUCACGAAAACUCCCCGAAUAGUUUAUUCCCAUUAUUCCAGUUCGUUCUGUCGCGAAAACUUUGUCUUCCUUCUUUCUUGCUUAAAUCUUUCGAUCCAGUGAUCGGCCACAGAUUCGCUUUCAUUUGGGGCCCACCCCAUAUCGGUUUCGGUGAUCGAUGGGAUUAUGUAAACUCUAAUCAGCAAGCCAAGUGGAAGAAGCGCAACACAGAAAGCCGGUUUUCGCUAACCCAUAGCGCCCAGAAUAAACUCUAUAAAUAUGAACCGUCCAGUAUCGGUGCAUCAUUAGUUACUGGUUCGAUUCGGCCCGAAGAGGAUCUUCGCUGGGUUUUGCUAUUUCGUUUUGUGAGCGUCAGAUUGUAACGUGUGUCGUGUUAGCCAUGGUACUGUUUCGAGGCCAUUUUCUACUGUCCGUGCUGGUGAUUGCACUGUUCGCGAUGAUCGUAAUGGCCGACACCAACACCAAAGACGCUAGUGCUGAACCCAGCGAGAAAACGCAACCGAAAUCGGUACGAUCUAAUUCACGACCCUUGCGUCCGGUUAGAGCUUCUCAGAAUGCACAGCAAAGAAGUACGUUGCACCAUCCAGUAGCAACAGCUGAUCUGAGGGAUAAUGCGCCAAUUCCACCCGCACCAAUUGCUGACAAAACGUCCAACCAGGAACCUGAAUACGAACAGCAGGUGCUCGUAGUGAAAGGCAAUCCCACCGGGGAGAAACUGGACGAAGAAAUCCGAAAAGCGAUCCGGGCACUGCUGGGACCGGAGCAAAGCGAUCAGGUACAGAUCCGUGAGCUGAAGAGCGAGGAAGAACUACGCCGAGUUGCUCCCGGUGCUCGUCCGAUCGGUGUGAGACUUGUGCAAUAGUGAUUUAGAUCAAUGAUAGGAAAGAGAUCUCAUACUGUGGAGCUCAUGUUACGAACCUUUCGAUGAUGGGAACAGUCAACAUUUUUAAACUACGCCUCAUUAAAUUAUGUAAACGUUCGCGUCUAUCUUGGUGAUGUUAAACAACAGUGUAACCUCAUCUCUACAAGAUAUGGUCGGGAUAAACCAACAAUAAAAUGUAUCAAAAAAAAACAAAA
This is a messenger RNA of Anopheles funestus (African malaria mosquito), 3824 nucleotides long. Its product is annotated as probable chitinase 2. Gene Ontology annotation, molecular function: chitin binding; chitinase activity. Gene Ontology annotation, cellular component: extracellular region. The transcript is spliced from 6 exons. NCBI's taxonomy places the organism in Eukaryota, Metazoa, Arthropoda, Insecta, Diptera, Culicidae. The record is from RefSeq and is a predicted model, not a curated record. The coding region runs from base 829 to 2028 and encodes 399 amino acids. Gene Ontology annotation, biological process: chitin catabolic process; carbohydrate metabolic process.